AUGAGUCCUGAAGCUUUUCCUGGGGAUUUAUUUUCUUCAACAGAGCAAGCGGAAUCGACUCUUGUCAAGCGAGAAGGUUUACUUGGUCUUGGAUUGGACGUAGGUCUCAAUCUUGGAGGUGAUAAAAAAUCUGAAAGUCGUACUUCAAGAGGUACCACACCAACUCCUCAGCCAAUAUCUAAGACGCCCAUCGCUACUUCAAAUCUUCAAUCCCCAUCUCCAACUGGCCCUCCAGCCACUGGAGCUAAAUCCGAACCACCAGGCAAGGUCAGUCCUGGAACCAAAGCUCCUGGCGCACCAACCAAUGGUGAAGCACCCUCAGUAAUCACUGCGGCCAAUGGAGGUAGUCCAGAAGCACCAAAAAAAGCUGGGUCUAGUGACAAAAUCCCAGGUGAACCUGGUGAUUCCCAUCCAGUCAACACUCCGUCAAAUGGAGGUACACCAGAAAAGGCUCUCCCUGAUAACAAAAAUCCAGAUGCACUCACCACUAGUGAACCUCCAACAAAAACUCCAGUAGUUGGGAACAAUUCUGAUCCGCCAAGAAAGACAGGCUCCAACGAUCAAAUUGCAAUCGGACCCAGCGUUGACGCACAUCCGACCAACAAUCCGGCUCCUGUGCCACCAUCUGUGACUCCAACAACCAGUAGCACUUCGAAUACGACACGUUCAGGUGGUACCAAUCCGACUCCCAAAACAUCGCCAACACCCGCUUCCAGGCCUAUCUCAGACCCAGUCCCUCAAGGUACCCCAUCUACCACGGGUGAGGUAGGUAACUCUUCAACGCGGAUUCGUGGAAGCGAUAUACACACCCCGUUCUCUCAACCCACAAAAGUUCUUCCGCAAGCCAACUCAACCAGUGUUGAUAGCUCUCCAGUUCCAUUAGAUACUCUGCGACCUGGAAUCUCAAAAACUCCGAAAUCUUCACACAAGUCUUCGAGCUCGCAAAACGAAUUCACUACGACAUUAAAGAUUGUAUUACCUAUCGUAGGUGGUAUUGGUGCACUUUACAUCCUAUGGACUGUCAUAAGGAAAUGGAAAUUCCGACCAAGUCGUAAGUUCGAGCAGAGAUUAGAUGGAUAUGAUGUCUUUGAACCACGUCCUCCCUCCUUUGUUGAAAAGAGCUAUGAUCGAAAUUAUCCAUCCCAUUCUGAAUUUUAUUCAAUGAAUCAUACCGAAAAUGGAUCGAGCGCUGGUCACUCAGAUUACUAUAACGAUGGAGUUCAAGGGAGCGGUAGUGGUCAUACUCCUAUUGAACUUGUCUACCCAACUAUGAAGGAUGGGUAUGAGUAUAAUCGAUAUUCUCCGCAAAGAACUUUUACACUUCCUGGGUCAAGCUCACCUAGACAAGAUCCAGCCAAUGAUUAUUUAACUCAACAGCAGGCUUAUGCAGAUUUACAUGCAACGCUUCAGUUGCCGCCUCCGGUAUUUGUGUCAGACUCGCAUAUACCUUCUUGGUAUGAAAUGGGAGUGGACCCACAGCCCGUUAAACAAUGA
This is a messenger RNA of Melampsora larici-populina 98AG31, 1494 nucleotides long. RefSeq lists its product as uncharacterized. The coding region runs from base 1 to 1494 and encodes 497 amino acids. The transcript is spliced from 2 exons. NCBI's taxonomy places the organism in Eukaryota, Fungi, Basidiomycota, Pucciniomycetes, Pucciniales, Melampsoraceae. The record is from RefSeq and is a predicted model, not a curated record.